AUUUCCUUGACUGUCUCGGUUCGAGUAGAUAAUAUUAAAAAAGGUUGAAAAUUGAAUGAACAUGACAAUUUGGGUUAUUCUGAAAACUUGAAGAACAUGGUGCUGAAGUUCCUCGACUGAGCAAUCUUAAAUGCAGUCUGAAAUUCGCCUUGUCACUUAUAACGAGGAAUUAUUGAUCUAAUUUUUCUCCAAUUUUCGUGUUUUCGUUCGAAGCAGCGGGGCAGUUGAGGAGUUUUAGACCGCGAAACUGGAAAAGACAAAAAGACGCGACGACAAACGGCUGGAGUAAGAUCACAGAGAUUUAAAACGGCUCGUGCACGAUUAGAAUUUGAUGAGGUCUUCCAAGGAGGUGAGAAAACGCUAAUUCUUCAUGUAAAUUAUAGUAAACACCACAAUAAAACGAGUAGAAAAUAUAUUUUAAAUCCCUGUAACUUCGACCGGGAGCCUUGGUUACUGUAAGGAAAUUUUAUCAAUUUUGAAACCGUUGUGAAGAUCUUUUUUUAAUCUCCCUUAAUACAAUUUAAACUAAAGGCACAACAAGGAGUGGACUAAAUCGAGAAAAUGGAUCUUCGCGAAGAGAAUUACGAGAUUUUUUGCUGUAAGUAAAAAAGUAACAUCCCUUAUUUUCUCACUGAAAAUGUAACUGCCUAUGAAUGUUUUUAGUCAAAAGGGAGCCGAAGAAGUCUUGUCAAGCCUAAAGCCCUCGAGGUGGCUUUUAGCCACGUUAGUUAGCGCUAGAUCAUGGAGCGACGUAAAAGGGACAAAAGGAUUCUGAAAGGUUAAAAGAAAACAUGCCGCAUAUAUUAAAUUGACAAGAUUUAAAAACAGUAAUGUAGAAGACAUUAUGUUGAGUACUGGCUUAAAAGGUUUACAGUUCUUGUCUUAACAGACAAAAUUAGCGAACAAAAAAGAUUAUCAGAUUUUGAAACCUUUUUAAGUAACGACAGCCUAUAAUUAUGCCUUCAGGAGUUUAGCAAGGAAAGCUGUAAAUACACUGAUAAAGAAGUGUAUAUAUGCUCCUUAAAACCAGAAAUGGACAGUUGAAAAAGGUAGAAGUAUUUUACUUGUCUCAAAAACCGAAAAAAAUCGGGCGAAAGAAAUAAAAAGUCACACUUCGCUGUGAAUCAUUAUAAUGCCGAGAAUCGAAAAACACGGCAGGACAGCAAUGCUCUGGCCUUAAUUUGUAUGAUCAAACUGUGGUCUCACCCACCGUCUAGAAGUUAAAAAAUAGAACACUGCUGAGAGGCGUCGUAUUUUCGAGGUUGAGAAAAAAUGGAAGUGCUCUUUGGCAACAAGGGCUUCGUCUACAAAAAGCUAAGUCUACCAUAAUCAUGAAAACGCAUGAAAACAUUCAAUCUGGGAUAAACUAACGCCAGUUAGUUGGCAGCAUAAAACUAGGAAAUCUCCUACAAUAAAGACAAGCAGAAAGGCGCGAUAAUUCGAUUUAAAAAAAUCAUAUAAUAAAUAAACUUGAACUUAAGUUAAAUGAAAUAUGGAAAAGAAAGGCGAAACCAAAACAGGAAGAUUUGACUGUAAGAUACAGGUCAUGUUUAAGGUAUAAUUCCAUGGUGAGAAAUAGAAAUGUGACUUGUACAUCUAAACAAAUAACCAUCACGCAAAUUUAAAUGCGUUACUGUCAAUAUAGCAUACAAUUCUCACGCAAAACUAACUUUCCAAACAAAUUCUUAACCUGAUUCUAGAACAAGUCAUCUUUGCCGGCUAUUAAAAUCUCGUUUUGUUACAAUUAUUAUUAUUAUUAGUUUUAUACAGCAUUAUAAUUGCUAUCUUAAAGAUCGCACUUCCAAAAUAAUAUCUACGUAGAAACUGUCACCUCGGCUUUGGCAAACUCGCGGGUAGCGGAAACAAUUGUCUUAAUAAAACUGUCAUUGAAACACGCGAUCUCGGUCGCUUCCGAUCGGAGUCUAGCGAUGGAAAUAACAUUUUGUUACAUAUACUGUACUUUCAGGGAUAAUUUAAUUAGUUGUCUAGUUUCUCCAUGAAUUUUUGUGCCAUCAAAGAAUGAAGAAUAAAAAUCUAGAGCAGCUGGAAUUUGAAACAAUAGCUUAUGUUUACAUUGAAUUCUCCGAGACAUCGGGAAGAUAUUUCGGAAGUAUAAAUAUUUUGAAAAUACGCUUUUCCUGUGCGAGGACGUGGGCGCCGGAAAAAUCUCUUCUUUCGGAGUCAUCAAUGGAAAGUUCUUAAGUGGUCGCUACAGAGGAAAACAAAAAUAUUCUUAAAAUGAACAAAGCAGCUGUCCAGCUGUUCUUAAAUGAAUAUUUGAUAUGGCUAGCAAUAGAUGGAGUUGUAUCGAACGUGAAAUCGUGAAAUCACUACGACGUUUUGUAAACAAAAAUGAAUAAUCUCUUUGUUCGGAGUGGUCAAUGUUCUUAUGAUACCGCCAAGGAAAAUAAGAGUAACUAUGUAUUCAAGAAAUGAACAAACAGCUGUCCAGAUAUUUACGAAUGACCAUUUGAUAUGGCAAGCAAUGGACGGAGUUUUAUUGCAAGUAAAACGAAUGUCGUGAUUGUAAAUAACACCGUAUAAGAUAUGCCUUCCGUGCGCGACCAGCUAACACAUCGUUUUCGUUUCCCGGCCAUUAUUUAAUUCGAAAGCAUCGCACUUCUGUUAUUACGCAAGUCUUACGGGAUGUUUACAUGAAGGAAGGAGGAUCCUAGCACCAAGAAGAUCCUAGAGGGUGGAACAACUUUUCGUCGGGUUUACAUGGAGAAAUUUCGGUCCGUGCGGUUACCAAGGAGAGAAGCAGCGGGAAUUAAAGAUGACGGGCGACAAAAACAAAAAUGCAAUUUGGACCCUUCUGCUCUCUUUACUGACCUUAAAAACUACCUUUCAGCAGAAUAUUUAUCAACUUCGUGGUGACACCAAACGAAAUGUUCGGCCUUUACCGGCCGUGAUUACCCACUGAACGACCCGCUGCUAUUUUUGUCUGGUUUGUUCCUAGUACUAGGAUCUUCCUAGCGAAAGCAGUUUACAAGUAAUGCAGAAAAAACAUAUGGCGCUAGGAUGUUCCGCCUUCUAGGACUUUUCCCCCUUCAUGUAAACAGCCCCUUCCUCAACCCUUUAAGCCCUAAGAGUGAUGAAAAUCAAAUUUCUCCUGGUAAAAUCACUGCUUUAUAAAACAAAGUGGUCAUGAGAAAUAAGGACAUGAUCACACUAGAUGAAUCUAAGUGAUACUUUAACAAAUUCUCCCCAAUACUUCUAUUGAAAACGUAUAGGGAUAACAAAUGAGAAUUUGAAUUUUGAUGUUAGGGUUUAAAAGGGUUAAAGGAUGAAAUGAAGAAUAAAGAACAGCGUCAGCCUGGGCAAACUCAAAGCAAUAAAAACGCACUACAGAAUGGCUCGGCCGCAAAAACUCAAAAGCGCUUAAUAUACCUCAGUCAAACACCGCGCUUUACUAUACCCUAUAAGAAACAUUGAAGAUUUACCACGGAACCAAGUUAUCUCUUACCUGUAGAUCACUGUUCGUUAUAUCUAUCCCACCCCACCCCCACCCCCCAAAAUAAUAAUCAAUAAUAAUAAUAAUAAUAAAUAAAUAAACAAAUAGUUUCGGGUCAGGCUCAUUCAUAUAUAAGAAUCGGAUCAUUCUGAACAGUUUCUGUUUUCUCCUUUCCUAAGUUGACUAAAUUAUCAACUUGCAUCUCCCCUCUUCCGUGUGUUCGCCAUAACGAUAUCGACUCCUUAAAUCUAGUAAAUUCAAUAUGGCCGCCGUAUCGGUAAAAAGGUCCAUUAAGCAACGCGAAGUGGUUCUAACAUCUAAAUGGUUUCGUACCUGUAAACCAGUAGUUAUGGCAUCCACGGCUACUGCAGAGGGAGACCUAAGACCAUCUACUAUCUGAGGACAAAAAUAUAGGACGAAAGACAAGUGCAAUUGUUUCUCUGCUUAUGACCAUUACUAAUCAAUGAAUGAAGAGUCGUGGAUGAGAGCUUGACAACAGACGUGUUCACUUAACGUUACACAGUUGAACCUCCAUUAAGCGGCAAGUAAUCAAAGUCCCGACAUAUGCGUAGAAAAAAAUGGGAACUUAGACCUCUAUUAAGGGGCCACCUCUAAUAAGCGGCCGCGGCCAAAUUUUGGCCGUCCCCAAGGAAAUUUCUCCCAUUGUUGUCGCCCUAUCAAGCGGCCAUCAAGCGCUUUAAAAUACGCUUAAUUUGGUUUUAUUUCAAGAAUAUGACUCCCGUCGCGUGUUUGUUUCAAUUGAAAAUAAAGUGAUGUUUCUGCUAAACAGUAUCGUGGGUUCUUUCGAGCGGCCAACCUCCAUUACGCAGCGUCCCCUUUAAAUUUGACUACUGAAGGAGACAAGGCCAACGGCUUCAUGUCAACGCCAAAUAUAGCGAUCACCUGAACUGAAAGAAGAUUUAAAUCACAGCCUACAUGAUGUUUUCAGUUUUUUAAAGACCCUGGUCGUUGGCCCGGCCGGGGUUUGAACCCACGAUCUCUCCCAGCUGAGCUAACCGGACGUCAAUUAAGACCCUGCACUAGAAAAAAUGAUCAGUUUUACAGCUUCAAGUGUAAAUUUCAAUCAUAACAUGUAAAUAUCAUAUAAAUCACCUCAAUAUAACUGUAAAUAAAAACAUAAAAAAGUACAAAAAGCUAAUUUCAUACGCGUAGCAAAGGGAGGCAAUUGACCACUCCAGAAAAUACCAUAACAUACCAUAAUGCUCUUUGCUUGUCACCCCAAAAUUUUGCAUAAGCAAUGUCUUCAGUUUCUCUUGGGACUUAAAUGGCCCCAAGAGAAACUGAAAACAAUGCUUUAAUAUGCAAGGUUUUGGGGUGACAAACAAAGAGCAUUAUGGUAUGUUAUGGUAUUUCUGGAGAGGUCAGUUAGUGGUUGCCUGAUCGAUAACGUUACCUUGAUAACGGACUGACGCAGUUGAAAUAAGCUGUUCACGAUGGCAGCAUUCUUCUGCUGCGCAGGACUCGCUUGAUCAUAUAACUGAGUCGCUUCCACACUGGUAGCAAGCUGGUAAAGGAAAUUGAAAUAUGUUAUAGUCUCUCUACAGAGAUUCAAUUGCAUUGGUAUGAACGUUAACGCUGAGAUAGGAAAAAGUGUCAUGAAAUCUAUAGAAAACCAUUGAGGCUAAAGAAAAAAAAACUAACUGGACUUUUUGUUGCUGAUGUUAUCAGACUGUUAAAUAACUAACAAAACAUUAAAUUCUUUUAUUUUAUAUUUUAAUUUUUUUACCUCUACUAAUUACUCAAUGAAGUCACAAAGCUGUGUUAUAUCCAUUACUACAUAUUCGGAAAUAUUAAGUGAUUUGAGCAGUUCAUUAAUAUAGAUGAAAGACAUUGAUUAUAACUGAAGCCUAUACAAGGACAAUUAUGUUAUAAUAGGGAGCUUAAGCAGCGACGUUUUUGAGCGACGCACGUCAACCGGAAGUGAGGUAUUUUCCCUCUUAACAUGCCUUGAUGAUAUAAAAUUUGUAUUCCUUAGCUUCUUUACUGUUAUGGAGGCGAUUUGACUGAAAAUUUGCGCGAAACUACCGUCAAAAAAUGAAAAAAGGCCACUUCCGGUUGACGUGCGUCGCUCAAAAACGUUGUUGCUUAAGCUCCCUAAUGAAGGCUCUAUUAUACGCAAUUCAUGGCCCUUUUGGGGACCAUUAAGGAGUUCAUAGCCGCCCUCUAAUUUAAAAGUAUUUCAUUGUUUUCAUCAGAAACAAAGUUAGCACAGGGAACCUCACACGUCGCCAGUAGCUAUUGGUUCUUUUGCCCUCUUCUUUCUCGCCGAAAAUGCGUCAACACUGUACAAAGUCUGUAUCGCCAACACCGCAGACGAUUUAAGGAAACAGGAGAUGGAAAUAAGACGAAACACAAAAACUCUUCUGGUGCGAUUGGUCACGCUGACCGUUUAUCUCACAUCGGGUGCAGCCAUAUUCUCGGUGAUCGAACAUGAUGGUUCUUCAAGCGACCGACAUUUCAGCGAGAAAAUAGACCAGAUAAAAGAGAACAUGACACUGAGAUUUAACGAGACACUGGACGUUAUUAACCAGUACAUCGAGGAGCUGCGAUUGCUUUUUGAAGAAGCUCACAGGUGCAAGUAUAGUCACAAUGACUGGAGUUAUUAUCAGUCGCUGUAUUUCGUUGGCAGUGUGACCACCACCAUUGGUAAGAUAGCUUUAACCCUUAAGCCCCGAUCUCCACAUGCAAAUUCUCCAGACUGAAUUCCAUACAUUUCCCUAAAGAAUUAGUCAAGAGAACAUCAAAAAAGAUCAAAGCAUUUCCGUUCAGUGAUCAUUUUAUUUAUUCUCAUAACCCUUCACUUGAUGAUGUAUUGACGUUGUAAGGGGAAAAUUGAUGUAAGUCACUCUCAGGACUUGAGGGUCAAAGAUUUUGAGAUAACUUCCAAUUAUACAAAUUAAGGGAGCUCUCUACGCCAUACAUCCUUGGAAGCCGGGGUCAAUAAAAUAGAACCAUUACGUGCGAUUACAAGCGUAAUUGACAAGUGUAGCUAUUAUUAUUUAUUAUCUGAAAACAACAGCUAUAAAAGAGUAAAUUGCACGUUUAAAAGUUGUAUUGAAUUUAUCCUAGCUCUAAUUGCUAUACCUAACGAAGUCUUAAGCUAUCACAGAAUUGAGCAUUCUGGGUAGGCUGAAAUUCAGAGGACUAAAGUACAGCCCCUGACAUCAGUCACAGAGAGGAGCAUUGAGUGGACCUUCAAAUUCACUGAAGGAGGCCAGAUGGAAAGAAAAAAGUUCACUGAUUCGCUCCAUGUAAGGGAAUACGGAUUCUGGAAUCCGGAAAAUUUUGUUGUGGAUUCCGGAAUCCUGGGCUUUGGAAUAUGGGAUACAACUCAAGGAAUCCGGAAUCCUACAGACGAUUGGAAUCCAGAAUCCAAGUUAUACUAACCAAUACUAAAAUCCAGUACCUGGAAUCCGGAAUACAGCUCAAGGAAUCCGGAAUCCAGUACCUUGAAUCCGGAAUCUAUGGCGUGGAAUCCAGAAUCCAAGACUGUCGUGGAUUCUCUUAUGGGACGAGAUGAUAAUUUAUUUGUAUAAUCGUAACAUCUACUGGACCUCACACCCCCAUCCCAUGACUGCCUCGCGACAAGUGCUAAGUUUUUAGUAAACUCUUUACCUGUUUCUUUACAGGCUAUGGACAUCUAGCCCCUAAAACACAGGGUGGCCGCUUGUUUUUAAUAUUCUUCGCCCUGUUUGGUAUCCCCCUGAAUUUGUUAACUCUUCAGUCACUUGGUGAACACAUCAACUUCGGAAUCCAUUUAUUGAUCAAAUACUUCGAGAAAGCCGCUCUACAGCGCGAUGCACCGACACAUGAACACAUCAAAUGCUUCACUAUAACCGUGCUGCUUAUAGCUCUAUGGCUGCCCUUGGGAGGUAUCAUGUAUUACUACUCAGAGAGAGAAUUUGGCUGGACUUUUCUAGAUUGCGUCUAUUACUGCUUUGUUGCCUUGAGUACGAUCGGCUUCGGAGAUCUGGUGCCGAAUGAGGGCAAGGAGCCAGACUCGUCAUACGAACGAGGCAUGUGGAUCGUGCGCGUCAUGUACUUGGGCUUAGGCCUCUCGCUUCUUUCGAGUGUCUUCACCUCUGUCUGUAGUGCGGUGAAGGAAAUUCGAAGUCUGAUGCCGUGUAAACGAGGUAAGUAAAUAAGUUACCCAAGCUUCUGUUACUUCUGGUUCUGUAGAGCAUGAAAGCUAGGCUAUAACUAAAUUACAACUAGCAGCACUGACUAAUUGGCGAGGUGCUAAGAUUCUCCAGGUUCGUCUUAUUAUUUAGCAAUUCAGAUUCCACUUUGGUUGCCAAGUAUAGAAUACUGUACCAUGUAAUUUGCCGUCUACAUGUGUAGUUAGAGAUCACAGAUGACGUCGAAAACGUGGUAACAAGAUAGACAAGUCCAACGAGCCGCAGGCGAGUUGGUCAGCGGACACACGGUAAAAUGCUGAGCAGCAAAGCAGGACUAACAGAAAGAAUACGUUUACCACAAAAAUUACAUUUCCGCGUCAACCAAAUCGUUUUUCGUCUCGAACUUUUCUCCUGUAUUCUUGUCCUUUUCCUUUCUUAUUUCUGGGGGCCUUGACUUACUUAUCCAUGAAGUACUCUGGCAGAAUAGCUGCUAGCCAAUUCAGCGUAUUCUACGAUUCCAAUAUUGUGACUAUAAUCCUUCCUAACUUGUCUUUCUCUUUAGAUAGAAGGUGUAGGCGUCCCACAUACAUUUGAAUCUGGCGUGAAAUCCUUCUUCUCCAGGUGAUGGGCUCGUAAUAUUCCUCACUCUUAUUUAAUAAUUGCACGCAGCUAGAAUUGAUUGAUAACUAAUAAUUCUGUUUCCUUAUAAUUUGGUUACACUAUGUCUUAAUCGCGACUCGUUUCCUGCCUACGUACACUUCUAAAACAACCUUACACAAAACCAUAUUUUCGGCAGGGGUUUUCAUAGACACUCGUGUCUUUGAAAUAAGGUACUAUCUAAAUUUGUUACAAUUUUUCACAGCGGAUGUCUAUAGGUGUUGGUCGUAUCUGUUAUUCUGAAAUAGUUACCUUUUUAUGAACCAUAACAGCGCUAAAAUAUAAAACGAGUCCAAAGAAAUCCAGUUUCCAGAGGCCGAGAUGCCCCUGAUAAAAUUAAUAGGGGCGGCUGAUCAGCAUUCGCCGGUGAUAGCGCGAAAAUUUCUGCCUUUGAGCCACAGGAGCACCAGAUUAGGAUGCGUUCUGACGAACGCGACUACGCAAUAUCUUUCUCCAUCCAAGUGUAUAAACCUUACUUGACUCGCACUAUUACUACUAAUUGCUACUGUCACAGUUAAAGAACAAAUAUGCAGAUGGCUGGACUGCGCUUAUGAGGGUAUGACAUCCUAUGACACGAGACUACCAACACCCUUUGAAACCACUCGCCUGUAGACAGUAAAGAGAGAUCUAACCCUUUUCCUUUCAGAGUGCAUUGUGAAGUAUUAUAAAGUGGUUGUAACUUUUGCGUCUAUGAAUGAAAUCUCAUGGUGUUACCAUUUAAAUAAAUCCUCGUCACUCAUUUUUUCACGUGCCACUAUUCAUUUAGCAGCAUUUUGCAAAAUGAGAUUUCCCAAUCUUGCCGAGUUUUGACUUUAACCGCUCUCCUGGGAAUGAAAGGGUUUAGAUCGAUGAGUAGGUUUUCAUGUAACUGAUAGGUGGCCAGCUGGGUGAAUUUUCAAUCGCUGACGUAACUCACUAAUCAACAGAUUCUAUGUACGAGCUUCACAGCACGGAUCAAAGAGAGCGAACUCCAAAACCAGAGACCGCUUUAAGGGAGAUACUUAAGUCAUCCAAGCGUUAUUCGUCUACUGCGUUAGGACAGAAAGACUGUUUAGCUGAACCAAAACUUAAAAGGCAGGUAAAGCUGCAAGAGGUGGACUGCAAUGGGGCGUAUUCUAAUUCUACAAUUGAAACAAACGUACAAGAGCUGGAGUGUCCGGGUUACGUGGACGCGGAAAAUUUAAAUGCAGAGGAGGAGAGAAAAAAGGCAGGUUUAGGAAAAGUAAAGGACGGAGAUGACAUUCUUCAGGACGGUCUCGAAGAUUCAGAAGAGACCACUGACUGAGAAAGAAAAGCAAUGGAAGUAGGAGACACGAUUAGAGAACAGAAAGACAGGUUUCCGAGUAGGAUCAGAAUUAGUUUCGCUGGUAAAAAAACUGGGUUUUAAAAGGGGUAAGGAUGAGGGAGUUUGAAACGCUAGCGUUUUGCGGUUCAUUGCCAAACACAAGCGACUACAAAAUAUCAAUGCUAAAGAAGAGAAUGAGGAUUACACGAGAAUGUACAAGGAGAAACGGCCGAAUAAACGAACCUACAAAAAUGUCACCCUUGGAACUAAAUAAUAUCAAGGAGGAAAACCGUAAAGGAUACAGUACAAGUUUACUAAAUAUAGAUUGGAACAUGUGAUAGAAGAGUUUGCUGCUGCUUUAAAAUUAUCACCACCAGAUUUGUGCGAGGAAGCCAACAAUAAUAAUUGAAACCCGUAUAAAACAUAGGUAUAACAA
This is a messenger RNA of Porites lobata, 9971 nucleotides long. The record is from the annotation of a GenBank genome assembly. NCBI's taxonomy places the organism in Eukaryota, Metazoa, Cnidaria, Anthozoa, Scleractinia, Poritidae.